UCUGCCAGCUGGGAGCAAAAUUAAUUCGCCGGCUGGUCGAUCGUCUUCCUUGUAGUGUCCCGUUCCUGUUUUCCGGAUUCUAACUCACAAAAUGUCCUCGUCGGCAGCCAAACUGGUCCAGUACGUGGUGGUGAACGGGGAGAUCGCCAAGAGUUGGCCCAAGGGAGCAGUGAUUGCUCAGUGUUGUCACGCGGUUUCCGCAGUUUCGCACCUGUAUGCCUCCGAUGCGGACACGGUCGAGUACUUUAAGGAUCUGGACAACAUGCACAAGGUGGUGCUGGAGGCACCCGAUGUAAGCAAACUUAACAGCUUGGGCGAAGUGCUGCAGCAGAACGACAUCAAGCAUAAAGUGUGGAUCGAACAGCCGGAAAACAUUCCCACCUGCAUUGCGUUAAAACCCUACCGGAAAGAGGAUGUCCAUAAGUACGUUAAGAAAUUUAAACUUCUCAGUUAGGAGGGUUCGGACGAACAUUGAUGUGAUUGGCUGCGUACGUUCCGUUUUGAGCGAGGUACGAACUGUUUACACUAGCUGUGAAUAAAUAAUGCGAAGCUUCUUGGAAGAAAAUCGACAAAAAACAUAA
Aedes aegypti (yellow fever mosquito) is the source of this 581-nucleotide messenger RNA. Its product is annotated as putative peptidyl-tRNA hydrolase PTRHD1. The record is from RefSeq and is a predicted model, not a curated record. Gene Ontology annotation, molecular function: peptidyl-tRNA hydrolase activity. NCBI's taxonomy places the organism in Eukaryota, Metazoa, Arthropoda, Insecta, Diptera, Culicidae. The coding region runs from base 92 to 454 and encodes 120 amino acids. The transcript has 2 exons.